AUGUCUUUUCUAACCCGCCUAGCCAGCCUCCUGGGCCUGUCUUCUCCAGCCCCCGUUGUCGCACCUCCAGGCGCCGCCCUCGCAGCAACCAUCACAGUACCUGCAUCGUUAGGAUUUGUCCCAGUCGCGAUUCACUUUGAUCUCUUCAAUAUCCUCGUGGGUCAUGGCAGACCCGCGACGGCCGAUGAAGUCUCGGCGACCUGCAAUGCACGUCUCAAAGCCAAAGGGGAAAAUGAGCCUGAGCUGAGUACCAGAUUAGCCUCGGACACACUGUACAUCAUGGCCGGACUUGGGCUAGUCGAGCGCGUGGACGAGGACUGCUUUACAGCAAAUGCCAUCACAAACCACAUGGUCGCCAUGCCCUCUGCCCAGCAUGGCGCACUGCACUUACACGCACUAACCCCACCAAGCACCACGGAAGGCCUAAUGGCCGGCGCAUUCUUGAUGAAAAAGCUCCAGGACACCCGCUUUGCAUACCCCUUCGCCGAAGCAGACGGCCCCUUGCAAUAUGCCUAUCGGCUGAUGGGCCAGUCCAAGCUAGCGGAGCAGCAUACGUACUCGAUUAUGGAGACUCAGGGUCGCAUGGACAGUUUCAAUCAUUUCAUGGUCGGCAAGUUUCUAAAGUUCGGAACUUUCCCCGACCGCGUCAAGUCUAUGGGUUAUGAUUUAGAUAGCGCGUUAGCGGGUGAUAUUUCCACUGGCACCGGUACUGGCUCCGCUACCAUGGUCGACAUCGGCGGUGGUCGUGGCGAACUCCUCCUCGAGGUCCAGACUGCGUACCCGCAUCUCGGCGCGGAAGAUCUAAUCGUGCAGGAGUUCAAUGCCGACAUUGAUAGCGUGCCUGGUGUACGGCUUAUGGAGUGGAACUACAAAAAGGAGGCUGAGCAGCCCGUUCGUGAGGCCUGUGUUUACGCGCUGCAGCAUAUCUUGCAUAAUUUGCCUGAUUUGGAUGCUGUGGCGUUGCUGCAGAAGAUUUCGCGAGCUAUGGCGCCUAGUUCACGGGUGCUGAUUAUUGAGUAUGCCAAGAAUUUGACUUAUACUUCGCUUCAUGCAAGUAUGAUUGCGUUGUAUGGGGGCCGAGAGAGGAGUUCGGUAGAGUGGAGGCAGAUGGCGGGUUUGUGUGGGCUGGAGGUGACUUUUGAGGUUUAUGUUAGGGCUGGAGAGUCAUUGGUGGAGAUGAGGAGGGCAGAUCGAUAG
This is a messenger RNA of Penicillium expansum, 1197 nucleotides long. RefSeq names its product putative O-methyltransferase. The coding region runs from base 1 to 1197 and encodes 398 amino acids. The transcript is spliced from 5 exons. Lineage: Eukaryota; Fungi; Ascomycota; Eurotiomycetes; Eurotiales; Aspergillaceae. Gene Ontology annotation, molecular function: O-methyltransferase activity. The record is from RefSeq and is a predicted model, not a curated record.